Molecule: messenger RNA, 2617 nt
Organism: Linum trigynum
Lineage: Eukaryota; Viridiplantae; Streptophyta; Magnoliopsida; Malpighiales; Linaceae
Source: the annotation of a GenBank genome assembly
CAAGAAAAUUGAAGCAAAUCAUAAAUUAUCCAUAAAUAACAUGAUUAAUUGAAAACUUCUUCCUUUCAAUUAAGUUUCUUCACUCUCCACUCGAUAACAUCAACUUCGUUCUACACAAUUAGAAAGAAAAAUUAGACAUGUAUGUCCCCACAAACAUAAAUAAGAUUAAUUGUUUAAAAUAUUAAAUAUACCUAGAAAAUUAAUUAUAUGGGUGUGGGCGCGUACCCAUGGAUCGGGUUUACCUAAACCCAAAUCCAUCCCAACCCGAUGAAUAGUUUACGGGUUAAAACCCAAACCCGACUCAAAACCCAUCAACAGGAUUUUACCCGUCUUGACCGGGUUGGGUCGGGUGGGUACCCGUGGGUUCGGGUUUUGUUGCCAUCCCUAGAGGUGGGUGGAAUCAGUGGCUGAUAUUUGGGAUGAGAGAGAGAAGGUAAGGCUUGCGAGGGAAGCCAAAUUUUGAUUGGGCGGGAGAAUUUUGAUUGGGCGGGGGAAGUGUUUGUGGAAUCUGGUGACUGGCUGGAGACUGGAGAGUGGAGACUGGAGACGUACUCGUGGCUGCACGAGAAUGCAACGUGCUUUCCUUGCGUCGGUUCACGGUUGCCUACACUUCACGUGGGCCGUUUGGCUCGUUUUUAUGGGCCUAGUUUCAGGGGCCCUUGUUAAGUUUAAGUCCAAUUAACUCGCCCGGGCCCGACACUCUACCUUCCCAACGCAUCCUCCAAUCUCCACUCCCCUGUAAUCAUUGUCCGUACGAGCUUAAGCUUGGCGGGUAAUAAUAACUAAAAACUAAAAUAACUGUAAUAAAUGAAGGAGGAAGUUUCCUUUCAAUUCAUAUUAUGGAAGGAAAAUCAAAGUUGACGAUCUUAUUACCAUUAAGGUAAAGAUUUAUUUCCUUCCAACGCACACAGAACUCAGAAGAAAAAGCCCCCAAGAAAUUAGUCCCUUCAUUAAUGGCGGCCAUUGGUGAAAUGAAAUCCCACUCCUGGAUUUUUCCUUAUUAAGAACCGAAAAAACUAAUAAAUUCACUGCUCAUUUUCCCAUUAAGGCUCGUUCUUACCACGAGAACUUGCAAGAACUUCCAUUGUUGGAGUGCUCUGUUUUCUGCCCCAAAAGGUAAGAUCUUGAGACCUUCCCUUUGGCGAAUUCGUAUCUUACCCAAUUUUGAAAACAAUUCCUGUUUCUGACGCAGAAGAAUCAAUUCAUAAUGGGGGCCAAAAGGGUGAAGAUUGAGCUGAUAAAGAACGAGAGGAGCCGGCUGCUGACUUACAAGAAAAGGAAGGCGAGUCUGCUGAAGAAGAUCAGCGAGUUCUGCAUACUCUGCGACGUCAAGGCUUGCCUUAUCAUCUUCUCCGGCAACAACGGUGCCAAAGGCGGGGAGGAGCUUGAAACAUGGGCCCCGGAGUCCUGUACCGUGGAGGAGCUGAUCCAGCAGUACAGAAGCUCCGACAAGCCCAUGAAGAACUUCACCGUCACCGAUUACUUCAGAGAGAAGAAGAAAAGGCUGGAUGUCGAGCUGUCGAAGGUGAGGAAGCAGAUUUAUAAGUUGAAGUUCCCGACUUGGGACAAAAGGCUGGACAAUUUCUCCGUGGAUCAGCUCGGAGUUGUUCUCGGUCAGCUCGAUUUGAAGCUGAAGCUUGCCGACGAGAGGAUCACGGCCUUGACAGCCGCCGAACGGGCUACUGCAGGCCUGGUUCCUCCGGCGCCGUUUAACUUCCAUAAUCCUGUGACUCAGGAUGGGGGUUCGGUAACCGGGAGGGAGAUUGAUAAAGGGCACGCGUCAAAAUCGCUAAUUUGCUCCGAUUUCAACUCCCCUCCUCUUCCAUCAUUGUCGCAGUGGCAGAGCUCGGCUGUGGCUAAUGGCUACUCGGACAACCUGUACUCAACCAAUUCUUCGUUCUACAUUCCUGACAGGUUCAAUUACUUUGCUCCAGGAGUCGGAGAAUUCCCUCCGUACAACAAUCCCCAAUCGAUGCCUGAAUUCAGUCCGGACAAAGGAAUGAACUUUGGGAUGAUGCAGGAGUACCAUCAGAUUAAUAAUGUCCCCGUAAUGAUGCAGUCGCCGCCCAUGCCAGUGCGGCAGGAACCUGUGCCGAACAGAGGUCAUCAUCAGGGGAUGCUGAUGCCUGUGAAUGUUGGGUGUCAGUGGGUUUUCGACUCUGAUCGGAUGUUCGGAGAAAAUUCUGACGGAAGAGGGAUGGAGGAGAUGGGGUAUAUAUCGUCUUCAGGGUUUCAGCAGAUGACGCAUCAGUUUUCAUCUCCUGCAAUGGCUGCUCCAGCAGGUUAUUCUUCCCAUCCCAGGAUGUUUCUGAACCAGUUGGAUGAGAAUAAUAUUGGUGGGUUUGAAUUUGACAGGGGACACCAUAAUCUGUAGAUGGUUAUUAGGUAUUAAUUAGUCUUAUAUAUAGUUGUUUAAGUUGGUUGUGUUUUCUUCCGUUAGUUGUUAGUUUCAGACUAGGUUUCACUGUUACUCUGUUAGUUCUAUGGGAGACCACCUUGUUAUUUCUAGAUAAUGUUUUGCUAUUGACCAGCAGAGUUAGUUAGAUGUCAGUUUAUCCGUUUUGGAUCAUACUUAAUCUACGAAUUGUUUUUUUUAUCAUAAAUAUCUAUGAAUUGU